Messenger RNA from Stegastes partitus (bicolor damselfish), 4960 nucleotides. RefSeq names its product schwannomin-interacting protein 1. The coding region runs from base 330 to 1172 and encodes 280 amino acids. Gene Ontology annotation, cellular component: plasma membrane; cell junction. The record is from RefSeq and is a predicted model, not a curated record. Gene Ontology annotation, biological process: positive regulation of hippo signaling. NCBI's taxonomy places the organism in Eukaryota, Metazoa, Chordata, Actinopteri, Pomacentridae. The transcript has 7 exons.
GUGUGAAAUUCCUGAAGUAUGUCUUUUGUUUGUGUGCCAGGACCAUCAUUAAUAGUGGAUAUCUAGCGUGAUAAUUACACGAAGAUAAAGGCAAGUGGAGUGUAGAGUGAGACUAGUAAGAGUUUAACUGCUCCUGUCGACAUAAAUUCCACUUGUUGGUUGAACAAGAAGGCGGCGGGAGCGAAGAAGAAAGAAAGGGAAGGAGGAGGACGAUGACUUGGAGGAGCUGAGGGAAGAGCGGAGCUAACUAUGUGGAAAAACUUCCAGCUACUCCUCCGCCCGCCCGUCGAGCAGUAGAAACGGUUUUGUUUUCCGGAGAAACUGUGCAGAUGGAGGGUGAGAAGGAGAAACAGAGGCAGCAGCGGGAAGAGAAAGAGAGCAAUGAGGCAGAGGACGACAGGAGGAGUGACGACGACGCUGACAACGAGGAGGGCGAGGAUGAAUAUUCUGAGGGGGCAGCCCUAGUCUGGCAAGAAGACUAUGGCGAGGAUAAUCUGGGGCUUCCCAUCAUGCACUGGGAGGCGCUGAACCUGCGCAUAGCUGAGUUGGAGAAGCAAGAAGAGGAGAAGAGAGAGAAGAUGGCAAAGGUCAGAAGUCAUAAUUUGGAAGAGAGUGGCGUUUCUCUUGAGCGAGGCCGAGCCCCAGUGAGCUGGACAGAGGGGAGAGGGAGGAGAGCAGAGAGCUGGGAGAACGGAGACGACACCUGCAACAGUCCUGUGCUUGCACUCACCUCCCGCCUGCAGACACAGAUGAAUCUCCAACUCUGCUUCAUCAACAACAGCGAAAGUGAGGAGGAAGAGGAGGAGAACAGUGGACAGAUCUGCAAGAGAGGGACGGUUCAGGUUCAUAAGAGUCCUCAGCCUCUUACCAAGCCAGAGAAACCAAAAUCAAGAGGCUUCAGGAACACUCUGAGAAACCUACGAGACCGACUGAGAACGGACCACAAAACAAUGCCUGCAGCUCAUAUUGAUCCUGUAGUCCAGCGGAAACAUUUGGAACUCAGUGAUUUGCAAACUUUCAGUAUCAAAGACCUCAAUGCUCUGUGUACAUCUUUCAGCAAGACCAUUCAAGACCUGAGCUCAGAACUGGUGAGCCGCCUGCAGACUCGAGACCAGCUGAGGACGGAGCAGGAUGCCAUGCUGCUGGAGGUGCAAGAUCUGACAUCACUGUAAACCUGCCAGAGUCAUCCCCCGCACUGCUAAAGUUCGGCUGUCGAGCAAGUCCCAGUCCGUAAGCAUCAUUAGUAAUCAGACGGCACCACAGGGGCUUCCACAAGCAUCUCAGUCAGUCCCUCCUGCUGUUGGUCUGACCAGCCACUCACUGUGAAGAGUGUCACUUCCUGAAAGGAUUUGGACAUUCAAUUAGAUUCUUUUUUUUUUGGACAUUGUCUGUGUUUUAGGUUUUUAGGGAAAUUUUGCUCUACUAAAGGCCAAUUCAUGGUUCCCGCUUCUGUGUGCACAGGCCGAUGCUGGUCUGCUCCACGGCCGGUUUCACUCCCCCUCGUAUCGAACACAGAAAAACAAACGGGGAAGGAGGAGGAGCUGCUUCCAGAUAGGCUGUAGCACCGUAUCACUCCUGAGGUGUACCAAGCACAGUGUGUGAACAUAGCAAAGGAUUUCUGGAGAAAUGAGGACUUUGCACUGUGUUUGGGCUUUGUCAAUGAAAGCAUGUACACACAGAGCUCCCCUGAAGUCCAGCAGCGACUGCUUUUAAUAUGAGUCCUUUAAUGAUGAAUUCUAAAGGUUUGGAUGACAGAGUAUUUUGUCACACAGUCCCUGCAAAUACCAAACAUUUGUUUUAAGUAUUGCUUGUUUCUCUGGAUAUGCAUAUCCAGUGGAUGGUGGCCUUAACUGACCUUUUAUUUUUUGUUUUUUUUGUAAAUAUCUCCCCUUGCUACCCUACCCAAUCAGAUUAGACGAUAAAUACCUGCUACAUCUCUGCUUUGUCCACAACACAUAAAGGGUAGGGUCAUGUUAAAACUGGCUAAAUGCCAAGACUGGAAGCAAGUGGAAAAUUUUUGAAAAACUAUCCAAAAAAUUUGUGUGAAUAAAUUUUCUAUGGGGAGCAACAUACAAAAAGUCCAAGUUGAAAUUGUACACAUGUACACCGUUUUUUGUUUGUUGGGUUGUUUUUUGUUUUUUUGUUGUUGUUGUUUUUUUUGCAGGAUGAUGCUUUUCAUGCAAGAUUGUUUUUGUUACAGUCAGGAGAUGAGAGGGAUGUUAAGUUCAAAGUUGGAUUGUGAUGUUUUAUUUUGUUUACACAGCCACUCAGUCUUGUUGUACAUGAGUGAAAAGAAGAUGUUCUGUCUCUCACCUUUAUGUGGUUACAUUAACCUCAGCCUGUGCUCAGGAGUCACAUCAUUCAGUACACAAUGUGGACAAAAAAUGUGACAAACAAUUCUGAAGAAGGAUCCAGGAGGUUGUAACUACCUGCAUGUUUCCUCUCAGACAUAUUACUGAGCUCAUCAUUUUCAUUUUCUUCAAUGAAAUGGUCAACCCAGUGCUAAUGAGUGCCCUAACCACUAGUUACAUUGUGGGCCAAUGCAGGUCCCUGCUUUCUGUCACGUACAUUAGGAGACAGCAUGUUUGCCGCAUAACAGCAUGAAGCAGAUCUAAGCAAGAUAGAUUGAUAUUAACAGUAUUGACCAGCAGCUUUUAUUCCUCCAUGUAUCCUGUUCAACUGUUGUUCAAAUGUCAUUGUGAAACUCUGUUAGUCAAAUAGUCAUGCGUUGCAGUUCCACAAUGAUGUCGCCCUACUUUAAAGUGUCAACAAAAAUAGUAGGACAAUAGUUUUGUAAAAGACAAAUGAACCACCAAUCCAAAGAAAGGUACUGAUGUGUAAAGUGAGGGUUCUAUUUCGUGAACACAGUUAAAAAUGUUUUUAAGUUUUGCAUCUUGUGUCAAUUUUUUAAACAGUGAUGUAAAACAGACUCAUUUAAAAUCUGAGAAUUCUGCCAACUGAACAAUCUGUCUUUGUUUUUUGGUUUGUGUCAAGUGUCGUUCUGUUCUCUGGUCUUGUCAGACAGAUUUUUUUUUUUUUUUUAAAUCCAUGCUUGUCUCCAAAGACUGUGUGGUGGGGUUAGUAAAGAAUGAAAUGUGCACAAAUGGAGAAAAAAAAGGUGCUACAAACGAAAUAUGUUUUUAUUUUCAUUCACCUAUGCGACUUUUGGUAUGUAAAAUAAGAUUUAAAAGAAAUCUUUUUAUAAUUUUAUUUUUCUUCUGGUGACUGUUGUGACACAGCCUUUUAUGUCGUCGUCCCCCAGUCCCAGCAUCAUUUGCCAUCAAACUGGCAACACUUCCUGCUUGUGUCACAGUAAAAGCCUCCUAACAUCUCAUUUGUGGUCUCUGUUGGUCUGUUAGUGUGAAACAUCACCGGGAAGUGACUUUCAUUCACAGGACCUUAACAUUAGGUUUAAAAAUAGCUGGGUAGAAACUGUUUUAAAAAUGUAAUUAUGCUGUAUUUACUAUGUGCACUAACAAUUUAAAUGAGUUUUUCUGUGGCAGUUAUUAGAGACUGGAAAUUACUUGAAUAGCAGCUUUUAUGAGAUGUGAUCAAAAAUGUCUGAGGCUCCACUUGUAAAAAGCAAAAAGCAUGCCUUCUUUAUAUUUGGCCCCUAACCUGUUCAAACUAGUCUUCUUGUGCAGCGCUACACUGCUACCAGCCCUCCUGCUACAUUGGGAAUGCUCUCUGGAAGCCCAGCAUGUGCAUCAAGUCCCAUCUGCGACUCACACUGGAUCUCUUCCAUUGUGACAAACCAGCGACCGUUCCACCUGAACCUUUUGCGCUGUGGUGGUUGGUUGUUAGCAACGAAUGUUCUGCAUCGCGUGCUUCAGGAUGCUACAGUAUAACUCUGUGUUGACAAUCUGACCGUGGGGAAUGAAUUUAUGAUGUUGAAAAUUAUGAGCAUGUGCUUAAUGUGCCCCUGACCUCACAAUACCCCUUUAGUGGCUGCCAUAGAUCUGGCUCCUGUCACUAAGGAUGAUCUUCAGUUGGAUUAUCCUGCAGAAUCUGUUGCCUGUGCAUGACUGUUCCAUACUAAAUUUGGGUACAGCAGAAUAUAUAUAUAUAUAUGUGUGUGUGUGUGUGUGUGUGUGUGUGUGUGUUAUUAUAUGACUCUACAUACACAGUAUCAGUGUUGUGGACCAAGUGGUAGCUAUUUCUUUUUUAAGGGGCCUCGACACAGCAAAGCAAGCUCAGCACUGUGUGUCAGGACCUCAUGACAGUAAUUCAAUUCAAAUAACUUUAUUUAUCCCGUAGGGGCAAUUCAAAAGCUCACUGAGUAUUUAAUAUAAAGACAAAAAAAUAUAUCAAAGUGUAAGCGCUCAUUACAGAACAAUCGUGUAGUAUUUUUAAGGCAGAAGUCAAAUAACCUUAUCCUGUUUUCAUUUUGUAGUUGGUGUCACAUUUUUAUAACUUUUUAGGACUAUACUGACUUCACAUCGUAACAUUUUCAUCAUUUGAUCAUCUCUCAGCCAGCCUUUCCCAUUGUGAUCAUAGUUUCUACUACGGAUAUUGCCUUUAUUUGAAAAUGAUCACAUCUGUAAUCCAAGAGAACUCCAUCUGGAUUAAAUAAACCUGUUCAAAGAACCAGUUUAGAAUUAGCAGAAUCAAUAGAUCUGGCUAACAUAUCAGCAUAAAAUAGUUACUUUUUAUGCUAGGCUCCUUGUUUACAAGUAUUUACAAACUAACUUCAGAAAAACCUUAAUUUUUUAGACUUUGUGGUUGUAUUAUGUUUAUUAAAACAACCAUCAUUUAAUUUCAGAGGGAUUGCAGUUUGCAAUACUGUGUUUUUAAUUUUGGUGGUGGAUCAACAGUUUGGUUUACUUUUGACUUUGUGUUGUGCCAUAAGAAAAAAAUGUUUGUCUCGUCAGACAUCAUUUAAGAGAAAAAACAUGUGAGCAGUGUGUUGAGAUUGAGCAGGCUGAGAUGAAUAAAUUGUUGCCUGGCUGUAAGUCAGUCA